Molecule: messenger RNA, 1577 nt
Organism: Cynoglossus semilaevis (tongue sole)
Lineage: Eukaryota; Metazoa; Chordata; Actinopteri; Pleuronectiformes; Cynoglossidae
Gene: ndr2
Product: nodal-related 2
Exons: 3
Coding region: 370-1563 (397 amino acids)
Cellular component (GO): extracellular region
Molecular function (GO): growth factor activity; cytokine activity
Source: RefSeq, a predicted model, not a curated record
UGUUAGCGAUGUUUUAUUAAGACCAUAGUUCAUUUCAGACGCUAUUGAGUGAGUUACAUUGGGAAAGGCUAACAAUUAGUGUAAGGCAAAUAGCUGAAACAAUUAGUCCUGGGUAUGGGGAGUCAGGCUGCAGAGGCCCCGCAGAUCGUGGCGCAAACAAAAAGUUGCGCUCCUGGUAAACACGUACCCGGGCGCCUCAUUAGCAAGUGAAUGGAUGAUGAGCUGUCAGGUAACAAGUCUUGAGGACGCAUGUCAAUUUCCUUUAAUGUUCUCAGCUACUUGUUAAACAUGAAAGGGGGAGGCUGAGGGUAUAUAAGACACCCCUAAUCUCCCAGCAGAGGAAUUUGUCAUUUGUCACCGGCCUCAAACAUGCCAUCAUUGGGAGCAGUGUCCGCUGCGCUGCACGCAUCUCUGCUGGUGCUGCUGGCGCAGGGCAUCCACAGAUCCAGGGAUGGAGUCUAUGUGCGGCCGCAGCAUCGUCUCACGGUGAUGGACAGAACCAGCGUCCAUCACCUGCCCACCUACAUGGUCCAUCUCUACAGGAACUUCAGGUCCAACUUUUCCAGCCCUAUGGAUACGACAGAGCCGAGGAAUGCGGACACAGUGAAGAGCUUGAUGGCCAAAAGUUUAACAUACAGACACAGGAGCUGGGUUGCAACCUUUGACCUCCAUACCCUGCUGGCUGAGAAACAGAUCCAGGCCGCAGAGCUGAGAGUCAGUCUUCCACGGACACAGAAUUCUCGCAACAUCUCUGUGAAGGUCUAUCACCAACAAGGUCAUGCAUGCCAUGUGUACAAGAGCUGCCAAGAACAGCAGCUGGUGGGGCUGCUCACAGAAUCAUCACUGGUCACUUCAUCACAGAGCUGGAAAGUGUUCAACAUGACCCGUCUUCUCUUGGACUGGCUCAAACAGAAGUCCACCACAAGAAAUCGUCAAAAGAGAGUGUCAAGAAAAAGGAAGGAGGUAAAAACAAAGAGCGGCCUGUCGCUCCCUGACCAACCCAUCUAUGCGGUGGGUCCCAGAAAAGAGCAGGAUGUUGGUGGCCGAGCCUUUCUGGUCGUCUUUUCACACACUGGCUCCGAUGAAAACUCCAAGGCCAAAGCAAGCUUACUUCAUACAGCUGAACAAUCCAAGUUCUUGUCUGCUGCUGAAAUCAAAAAGGCCCGCUGGCCGAAAAGGCGCAGGAGCAAACGGGGCCACAGAGAACAGACAGUGAGAAGCCCUCAGACAUCCAAAAGAGGGACUGAAAAAUCUCUCUGUCGCAGAGUGGAUCUGCACAUCGACUUCAACCAGAUUGGCUGGGGCUCCUGGAUCAUCUUUCCCAAGAGAUAUAAUGCCUACCGUUGUGAAGGCUCCUGCCCCAGUCCUCUGGGAGAAGACCUGAAUCCAACAAACCAUGCCUACAUGCAGAGCUUACUGAGGCAUUACCAUCCUGACCGAGUGUCGGCACCCUGCUGUACCCCAACCAAAAUGAGCCCGCUAAGCAUGCUGUACUACGAGAACGGCGAGAUGCUCCUUCGACAUCACGAAGACAUGAUUGUGGACGAGUGCGGCUGCCAGUGAGCCCUGCAACAGCC